Molecule: messenger RNA, 315 nt
Organism: Nezara viridula (southern green stink bug)
Lineage: Eukaryota; Metazoa; Arthropoda; Insecta; Hemiptera; Pentatomidae
Source: the annotation of a GenBank genome assembly
AUGACUAAAUGUUUGCAUUAUAACGGAUGUCUCCAAUCAAGAGGAAACGCUGCUGAUUCUGGAAUGCUGUUACGACACAUCGUUGCCAACUGCCCAAGGGAGAGUUCAAUUAGACAGGAAAUUAAAGGGGGCACUUCUACAGUUGGCAGGACUGCAGUUCUAAACUGCCUAAACCGAAAGAAAAACACGAAAUUGGUGGGAGAGAUAAUGGAUCCUCGGGGCAUGACAUGUACGGGUACCAUCCCAUCCCAGUCACGGAACGUCAUUGUCGCUGUCCUACAUCCGGAGUAUUAUUCUCCAGAUUGCCGCUUUUAA